UACCACAAAUGGAACUGUCAUUGCAGAGGAUAAUUUUUGUUGCAGACAUUAUGAAAAACGAAACAACAAAUGUGAAGAAUGUAAGACAGGAUACACAUCUUACAAAGGGAACCCAUGUCAACCAUGCGCACUAGGCAUGUAUGGUCAAAAAUGUGUUUUCACUUGUGAAUGUCAAGACAAUCAGAGAUGUCAUCAUGUAAAUGGCUGUAUCGCCGAGGUAACAAUACCCACCACUGAAAACAAAGAGAACGAUAAAAGGAUUGUAGCUGAUCAGAAAUCAAAGGAUGAAAACGUUGUCAUAUAUAUGACUUGUGUGGGUGUUUUAGGAUUACUUGUUGUAGGUGCUAUCACGGUCUGGAAAUUUAGGCAAACACUAUUCCAGCUAAUAGUUUCUUGGAAAAACAGACAGUCUUUAUUUGGUCUACAGAGCAAUCCACAGCAAGUAAAAUUCGACACAGAAGACAAUGAACGGUCAUCGAAAUUGGAACAAGAAAUCAUGUAUCAUGUUAUUAAUGAAAAAGAAAUGAUGUCGUUCUGCAAAAAAUAGAAGAUCAUUUUCGAUGAUUAAUGUACAUACAUACUGGAACAACGUUGCAAUUUUGAAGUUAAAAGUAUAGUUUUCCCCUGACACAGCUUAGUCUCGAAUUUCAAAGUUUCAGAUUUUUUACCUUAAGUUGUAUUUCAUUGAACUGUAAAUAUGUACAUAUUAUUACAGAGUAAAUUAUAUAUAUAUAUGGUAUAAAAGAUGAACUUGAUAUUCUUUUAAUUUGAAUAAGUAUUUAUUGCCACUAUUUUAAAGAAUGUAAUACAAAAUCAGAAGAACAUAAUGAAAUAAACAUGAUAGAGCCUCCUCAUAGGGUUUUUGAUUAUAUGAUUACUUGGGCGUUUUUAUAGUGAUUAUUUGAUUACCAGACCAAAUAUUUCUGGUUAUUUGAUUGUUUGAUAGUCUUGUUUAAAAAAAUAAUUAAUGAUUAUGUGAUUUUAUUGGCAAAAAAAUUGUGAUUAUGUGAUUACUUGGACAUCCCCAUGAGGGGCCUCAUGAUAAAUUCAUUAAUUAUUAUGUAGCAGAGAAACUUUCAUGCAUGUUUGUAUAUUUACAUAGCACGUGCAUAUUUUCUUGUCAUCUUUUUUGUCAAUAAAACAAGAAGCUAUUUGAAA
Messenger RNA from Mytilus californianus (California mussel), 1158 nucleotides. RefSeq lists its product as uncharacterized. The record is from RefSeq and is a predicted model, not a curated record. The transcript is spliced from 5 exons. NCBI's taxonomy places the organism in Eukaryota, Metazoa, Mollusca, Bivalvia, Mytilida, Mytilidae. Bases 137 to 547 code for a protein of 136 amino acids.